AUGAACAGGUGUGGCGGGGUCAAAGGCAUUACGAGCGGUCAUAUCAGUGCGUUUUCUUCUUCUUUUGUUCUAGUGGCACUACACAACCGUUGUAUAGAAUAUGCCAUGGAAGCUGAGUAUUGGAUGCACCGGGAGCUGUAUCCAAGCGACUGCAAGAUAACUACUGAACUUCACCGCGAACUGCAGGCAAUGAUCCUCCAUGCCUAUACCGAUACUAUCUUUUCAGAAAUAUCAUUAGCUCCUUUUGACACAGAUGAGCUUCAGCGAGCUCUGAAUAUUGUCGAUUAUUUAAACGGUGAUGUCUGUUCAUACAUUGUACUGGGCAUGUUUUUUGAUUCCAAGUUGAGGUAUCCCUCCAUAGCUCGCUUAAUGCGAAUGUUCACUCGAGCUAGGCUUUCUAAUUUUUACGGUGAAAUAGGCACGAGGCUAGGUACAGAUCACAUUUGUGACAAUGACAACUCGAUGGAAAGAAGACCGAUAGUCAAGCUUUUCAACUUCGUCGUCCUUUUUGGCUCUCCGUCCACGCAUGUCAAACAAAUUGACAGCGUCUGGGUUGACCAAUCUGUUAACCGUCCGCGGUGGAAAAUGUUCAUGAAUAGGUUGACGGGCGAGUGGAGUGGACUAGCAAUCUAUUCAACCGUCAUGUUAGCUGUGGACAUCAGCUUCCUCGCAGUGCCAGUGAUCGGUCAACAAACUUCGGCACAAAUCGCAUUAUACAUCUCGUCGCUCUGCUCGGUAGCUUCGCUGGUCGUCUCUGCUCUUCUUGCACAAAGCGGUGGGAACAAAGACAGCAUAAACAGAGCGACGGCAUUCAUGACGCGCAUGACUCAGUCACUUCAUGGCAAAGAGAACCUUGCCAUCAUCUUCAGCUUACCAUAUGCCCUUGUUAUUUGGGGUAUGGUUUUCUUUUUCCUAGCGCUGUCGCUGGUGAUUUUCCUAUCUGCUGAUGUCACAACUUGGUGCACUGUGGGGCCAGCUUGGUUACUCGUGGUCGGGUUUAUCGGCUGGCCAGUGUGGGCAGCUAAAACACCACCGAUUGGACAGUGGAUGUCCUCUUUGUGGAUGGGAAGUGAAAACAUGAAAGCAGUAGAGACUACAAAUGAAGCCUAG
Suillus plorans is the source of this 1110-nucleotide messenger RNA. RefSeq lists its product as uncharacterized. Lineage: Eukaryota; Fungi; Basidiomycota; Agaricomycetes; Boletales; Suillaceae. The coding region runs from base 1 to 1110 and encodes 369 amino acids. The transcript has 8 exons. The record is from RefSeq and is a predicted model, not a curated record.